Fusarium verticillioides 7600 is the source of this 1128-nucleotide messenger RNA. RefSeq lists its product as hypothetical. The coding region runs from base 1 to 1128 and encodes 375 amino acids. The transcript has 5 exons. The record is from RefSeq and is a predicted model, not a curated record. Lineage: Eukaryota; Fungi; Ascomycota; Sordariomycetes; Hypocreales; Nectriaceae. Gene Ontology annotation, molecular function: ATP binding; ATP hydrolysis activity.
AUGACCAAUAAUAUCGUGAAGCCCGAUCUCGCACCCCUCGUUGACGAAGACCAGGUCGGCCAGAAGAAGAGGUCGGACGAAACUAAAAAGCCGAACAAAAAGAAACCCAAAGCUCACGAAUGUGACUGGGGAUGUGACGGAGAAUGUGACGGUGACGAGGAUAAUGAUAGCGAUGACUCGGAUACCCCCCAGGAAGAUACGCCAGUGGAGGGUAAUGCAGAAAUGAAAGUGAAAGCGCCAAAUGAUACGACAAGACGCUCUGAGAAUCUCGAGCCCCUCACCGAUGACAUGUGUCUUGUUGCGACACCGUGGCUAAAAGGCUUUGACCUGAAGACCAAGGAUUGGGCCCAGUUCUAUGUCGAUGACCUAACCCCGGUGGUAUGGAAUGAUGCCGCAUUCAACCACCUCGUGCUUCCAGGCACAGAGAAGCAGCUUGCUUGGGAGUUUGUGGAGAACAAGACCCUCGCGAAUAGCUUCGACGAAUUUAUCCAAGACAAAGGGCGUGGUAUCAUCAUUCUGAUGUUUGGCCCACCUGGUGUGGGAAAGACCUAUACUGCAGAAGCAGUUGCUGAGAAGGCACGUGUGCCACUGUACUCCAUGAGCGCUGGUGAUCUGGGCACGGUACCAAAGGAGGUCGAGCUUGUGCUGGACCGAGCACUCACCCUCUGUGGUCUCUGGAACGCCAUGCUCCUCCUCGAUGAGGCCGAUGUAUUCCUCGGUGCUCGCACCGAUAGCGAUCUAGCCAGGAAUGAGCUUGUAGCUGUGUUCCUCACCAAGCUCGAGUACUACACAGGAGUCUGUUUCCUCACGACCAAUCGAACAGCCAGUAUCGACACCGCCUUCCAGUCCCGCGUGGAUCUCUUCCUCCCAUACAAGGACUUGACUUUCGAAGCUCGCAAGAAGGUCUGGCAGAACUUCAUCAAUCGCGCUGGGGGUACUCAGGUUGAGAUCCCAGAUGAGGAUAUGAACAAGCUGGCUGAGAUGAAGCUGAAUGGCCGUGAGAUCAAGAACUUGAUCAAGAGCGCGCAUCUCCUUGGGCUCAAGAAUCGUGGUGCCAUUCAGGUAGACCGGCUGAUGAUGCUGGCUCGGAAUCGGGUCGCUGCUCUUGGUGAGUUGAAGAAAAACUGA